Molecule: messenger RNA, 2478 nt
Organism: Penicillium cinerascens
Lineage: Eukaryota; Fungi; Ascomycota; Eurotiomycetes; Eurotiales; Aspergillaceae
Exons: 4
Coding region: 1-2478 (825 amino acids)
Biological process (GO): intracellular signal transduction; protein phosphorylation
Molecular function (GO): ATP binding; protein serine/threonine kinase activity
Source: RefSeq, a predicted model, not a curated record
AUGAGUAUGACGUCUGAAACGGCCGAUUCGACCCCAACCGCCAACUCCGUGGAUUCAGGUUCCCAGUUAAUGCAAAAUCCCGCCAAGAUGUCCGCCCAGGCCUCGGGCGCCGAUGACUCCAAUGCCAAGUCAAGAUCUCAGCCCGGUCAAGUCCGCUUCUCGUCCGUCACGCAUGAGAUCGAACCUUCUUUGCAGUCGCCCGAGCCGGAAAAAGCCCAGGCCGACACGCCCAAGAAGACGACCGACGAGGAGUUGCGUUCGCUCGCUAGGAGCCUGCAGAGUUCCCAGCUUCAGGAGUCUCGACUGCGCAACUUCUCCUUCGACCCAAUGUCUCUUCCCACAUCACGAGUUGGAUCACGAGAGUCGAGUGAUCGGAGUCAACGAGAUGGCAACAGCUCAUAUGUGACCUCUCCCCACGCAUCUCCCCCCGUCUCCGCAGUACAGUCACCUCCUCUGACCCCCGCCGUCACCCAUUCCCGCGAAGGUCGAUCCAGCGAGAGCACGGCUUCACUGAAUGCCGUGGGCCGAGCCAAUGCUCAGGCAUCGGCUAUUACUCCUGAAACAUCGCCUCCCGUCAUAUCCAGUGAAAAUAAUGGCACCCAACGAAGUGCCCCAACUUCGCGCCCCUCCUCCACCGAACAAUUGUCCGCAAAGCAAAGCGGUUCAUCCGAACCUCCUGCGCAAGUCUCCAAUGUGCCACGACACCGAGCUCAAUUCUUCAUUGGGACCGACGCCACCAGCUCUCAAGAAGAGAGCCCUCCUGCAACCCCGAGGGAAUCGUACACGCCACCGGGUACCAUCACACCAAUCGGCGAACCCAACGACCCAUACGCCCGCAGCAGGCGGCAGCCACAAUCGAAGAACUUGGGGCAACUGGACGCACGGUUUAUCUUUGGAAGCCGUGAUUCAAAGCGGUCGUUUCGGCCUGGAACACCUCGGUCGGCCAGCGCAAGUGAUGUCUCCAAAUCGGGCGACAAGAAAGGCAUAUUUGGAAACAGCAAGAAGGAACACCACGAGCAGAAGAGUGGACAUGGCCACCACCAUCACGGCUCCAUGUCCGAGCUGAAGCGGUUCUUCAAGAUGGGCCACCGGGGCAAGCGACCGGAGUCGCCGACUUCCGCGGGCAAACGAUCGAGCCGAGGAUCGGGCAAGAGUACUUCAUACCAGAUGGCCACCGAAAACGUGCCUUUCGCUGAUGACCACGGGUUGAACUCCAAAUAUGGCAAGCUGGGGCGGGUCCUCGGAUCUGGAGCAGGUGGCUCGGUUCGACUUUUGAAGCGAAACAGCGACGGGGUUACCUUUGCAGUGAAGCAAUUCCGUGAUCGCCAUAGCUGGGAAAGCUUGAAGGAAUAUUCCAAGAAGGUGACGGCUGAGUUCUGCAUUGGCUCCACCUUGCACCAUGGCAACAUCAUUGAGACCCUAGAUAUCAUCCAGGAAGGAAGCCGCUGGUACGAGGUGAUGGAAUAUGCGCCAUUUGACCUCUUCGCAAUUGUCAUGACCGGCAAGAUGAGCAAGGAGGAGAUUGCCUGUUCCUUUAAGCAGAUCCUCAGUGGCGUGGCAUAUCUCCACGGUAUGGGAUUGGCCCAUCGAGACUUGAAGUUGGACAAUGUCGUGGUAAACGACCACGGCAUCAUGAAGCUAAUCGACUUUGGAAGUGCGGUCGUGUUCCGCUAUCCCUUUGAGGACGACAUUGUUCCUGCUUCAGGCAUUGUCGGCUCCGAUCCAUACCUUGCGCCUGAGGUGUACGACGAGAAGAAAUACGACCCUCGCCCCACUGAUGUUUGGUCGCUGGCGAUCAUCUUCUGCUGUAUGACUCUGCGCCGCUUCCCGUGGAAGCAGCCCCGCACCACGGACAACUCGUACCGGCUGUUCGUUGCUACCCCGACUCCUGGCACUCCGGUCCCGGAUGCCAAUCCUCGGAGGGAUCAAAGCCGGCCCAAGUUAAGCACCGAUAUUCCACCCACCGUCCAUGAACAGAAGCAGCUGCCCCCUACUUCCGCGCCAGCCCCCGAAGCUGCUAAGUCGCCCGCAAAACUUGAGCCGCCUGCGCCGGAGCAGAACGGCUCAAAGGAUGGCGAUUCUCCAACCACACCGACCUCUCCAACCGAAGCUGCGAAGAAGUCCAACACUCAGACCAGCACCAACCACGAAAAGCCCACCCGCACGACCAGCAAAGAGGCCCCUCCUCUCCCGCCAGGCUCUCAACCGCAACCAAAACAGGAGGUCAUCAAAGGCCCUUGGCGACUUCUCCGCAUCUUGCCGCGGGAAAGUCGCUUUAUCAUUGGUCGUAUGCUGAAGGUCAACCCGAAAGAGCGAGCAACCCUCGACGAGGUUAUGUCGGAUGAAUGGGUGCGCAACAUCGUUGCGUGUGAGCAGCUGGGCACCGGCGAAAUCAUUAACGCCGAGGGCCACACACAUGUCCUCGAGCCUCCGUCGCACAGUCCUCCCGUGGCCAGCAAAGGCAACAAGGCGAAAUGA